AUGAUCUUCGAACCUCGGCUGACACUCGAAGGAUACCGUAUCCAGAGCAAAAUGGGCGAAUACACAGCGACGGUACAAAUUUGGGACGACUACUUCACACCAAUGGUCGAUCAGUUCAAUAGAGUGACCAUGCCACCCCCAAUACCAGAAACGCAACAAUUCGAAGUACCUGAUGAGGGUUCCACAAAGUUUGUGACGAUGAUGUGCAUUGAAUAUGCCGAAGAUUUUGACUAUGAGAAUGUAUGGAUAGAAUAUAUGACAUAUUUCCCUGAUGGAGUUAUCUGCACUUCAAACAAUACUGAAGGACAAACUUCAUCCUGUUCAAUGGACGAGGACGGUCGAUUUCAUUUUGCCUUCACCAUCGAAUUCGACUUUACCGCAGCCGACAUCUCCUCGUUUCAUGUCCGGUUUCGGAUCAGGUCCGAAGAUUUUUGGGGCCGUCAGUAUCUGGCUGGUUACGGCAGUCUCACACCGCUUCUUCAACCAGGAAGAACGGACUAUCGCGUCGAAUGCUGGAGACCGAUCAAGGCGGACGAUCCAAUCAGUGAACUGCGUGAAUUCUUCAUUGGUCAAGCGAUCGAUAUUGAUUUCUUCAAUCUUAAAGAGGACGGAGUGAUAUCAAGAUCCGGAUUGAGUACCCAGUCGUCGGGAACUCUGCAUGUGUCGGUGACCAAUGUGUGCUACAAAGGGCGAGACUACAUCGCCAAGGAAACAUUGAAAUCACAUGAAAUACGGCGCAAUGUUCGAUCGUAUGGGACAUUCACGAGAGCUCGCUCCUCUGGAGUAUGCGAACCGUUUCCACUUUCAUUACGCAUUAACGCUGGCUGGAAUUUUCCUAGAGUGCCCAUAAUAAUACUGGCAGCUGCUGUAGCCCGAAAGUUCAAACGAAUACGUUCAGUAAAGGACGGCUACCGGAAUGCGUAUACCGUACAAAUUUGGCAUAAACGCUUCAAGGAUAGAGAGACGGACAUGGAAGACCAACCUCAUAGUGGACGUCCUUCAGAGCUCGAAGACUCGGCAUUGCUCGCUGACACUAAAGGAAGAGCCAUAUACCACCGUAUGAGUUUAGCAACGCAAGGUUCGGGCGCAGCGGCAUACGACGCUUAA
Molecule: messenger RNA, 1107 nt
Organism: Cooperia oncophora
Lineage: Eukaryota; Metazoa; Nematoda; Chromadorea; Rhabditida; Trichostrongylidae
Source: the annotation of a GenBank genome assembly